CUGGUGGAAAUCAGCAUAUAAGAUAGAAGUAUUAUUAGUGAUAAGAGACACUAAAGUUUGAUUCACACAAAUGUGAUUUUAUUUAACACACAUUUUGGAGACUUUUGUCCUUGCAUUCAGCUAAGGUUUUUUCAAAAUAUUUUUUUACAGAAUAUAAAUAUAAACAAAUUAAUGUUUUAUUUACAAAACAUAUUUCUCGACUGAAUGAUUCCAAAUUCUCAUAUUGCAUUUUGAACUUAUUUCUUUUCUUUCAAUGUAAGUUGGUCAAGUCAAGGUAAAUGGCCUGAAUUAAACUCAGUCUGCAGGUCAAAUCAUUGGCUAUGAGAAAUUGAAGAAAUGCUGAGAAGCUAUUUGAAAGAAAAAUAAAAAGAUCAAGAAAAAGUAAAAUGACAAGUGUAUGCAAAUAUGAACUACUACACAAAACUUGCAAAAAUGGUUUGUUGGUGUUUUAUUGUCAUUCUAUAAAUAGUUGCAUGUUUUUAAUUGUAGUUUAGUCGUUUAUUUGCAGGCUUACUAUGAUCAACACGCUUGUAUUAUUUCUGUAUAUUAUGCAAUUUAUGUGUUACAGUUUGUCAGUUUUGGUCACUGUAUUGCUUUGGAAAGGGAAAAAAGUUCGUUAUUAAACUAUGUCUUUUCUCUGUCCACCAGUAGAUGGCGCACCAUUUACUUUAUUCGGGGGAGGAUUAAUGAUUAAUACGUGAUUAAAUAUUUUCUUCGUUACCAAAAUAGUAAACUUUAGUGUCUUCUGUUGAAAACAAAAAAUAAUAAAAAACAAAAGAUUCAUUUUUUUAUUUUUUAAUGUAUAACGUAUAAUUCAGCCUCCAGCCCUGACUGAGCUCAGGAAAACAACCCCUGUCUGCUUCUCUCCACAUCACUGUGGAGAAUCAAAGGAGAGGGAGAGCAGCUGGACUCCGACAUGGCUAAAGAAGGAGUAGAUAUGACAGAAGAAACCGAGUAUAUGAUAGAUAGAAAUGCGGGUAAAGAGGCGGUGAACGUGGAAUCUCCUUCCAACGCCAAAGAAAUGCGAGCGGUGGUCCUGGCAGGUUUCGGAGGUCUGAACAAACUCCGGGUUACCAAGAAGGCAAUGCCCGAGCCUCAGGAUGGUGAAGUGAAGAUCCGCGUCAAAGCAUGUGGCUUGAAUUUCCUGGAUUUGAUGGUACGUCAGGGGAAUAUUGAUAAUCCUCCAAAACCUCCGCUUGUUCCUGGAUUUGAGUGCUGUGGAAUAGUGGAGUCUGUGGCUGAAAACACACAGGGAUUUGAGAUAGGUGACAGAGUAAUGGCGUUUCUGAACUACAAUGCCUGGGCCGAGGUGGUUUGCACACCAGUGGAUUUUGUCUACAAGAUGCCAGAUGAUAUGACGUUUACAGAGGCAGCAGCAUUCUCCCUGAACUUUGUGGCUGCCUAUAUGAUGCUGUUUGAAGUUGCCAGUCUGCGGGAAGGAAUGUCGGUAUUGGUCCACUCAGCUGGGGGUGCAGUGGGACAAGCAGUGGCUCAGUUAUGCUCCACUGUACCUAAUGUGACUGUGUUCGGUAUCGCCUCCUGUUUCAAGCACACAUCCAUCAAAGAUUCUGUGACACACCUUUUUGACAGAAACACCGACUACAUACAAGAAGUGAAAAAGAUCUCUCCAGAUGGAGUUGACAUUGUGCUGGACUGCCUGUGUGGAGAAAACACAGGGAAAAGCCUGAGUCUCCUAAAGCCACUGGGAACCUACAUCCUAUAUGGUGCAUCAAAUAUGGUAACUGGGGAAACAAAGAGCUUCUUCAGCUUUGCAAAAUCUUGGUGGCAUGUGGAAAAGGUGAAUCCAAUUAAACUUUAUGAGGAGAACAAAGUCAUAGCGGGAUUCUCCCUCCUCAACCUUCUCUUCAAACAAGGAGGAUGUAAUCUCGUCAAAUCAGCAAUGGACAAACUCUUGAGUCUAUAUGAACAGAAGAAGAUCAGGCCUGUAGUGGACUCGCUGUGGGCGCUGGAGGAGGUGAAAGAGGCUAUGCAGAGAAUUCAUGACAGAGGCAACAUUGGAAAACUUAUUCUGGAUGUUGAGAAGUCUCCGACUCCUUUGAUGGCUAACGACAGCACAGAGACCAGUGAAGCAGGAGAGGAAGAGGAGGAGCCAGAAGGAGAUAAUGACAGCAAGGAGCGAAUGCCCUUCAUUCAUUAGAGUUAAUGAAAGCCUGUACUGCUCACCUAGAGACUGCAUAGAUUCACCACAGAGGAACUAACCAGUGUGUAUAUAUCUCUGCAUGUUCUGUGUGCAUGUAUGCAUAAAUGUGUGGAUGUCUUUGUGCUUUUCUCUGUUACCUAUUACUUGUUAGUAGAUUGGGAAAAGAAGAAAUAUGACCUGUUUGUCUUUGGAGCAAUUCUACUACAGUAGCUUACUCUAUAUUGACGUAAUCUCAGUAUUUUUAUGUGUUUUAUAAAUUAUCUGCCAACAGUACGCUAAAUUAGCAAGUUUGGGAAAGCAUGCAAACUUGCUGAAGCAGUCACGUUGAUGCUAAGCACAGCAAUUUUGGUAACAGUAAAACAAUUUGAAGUUGAUCAAAGAAUUUAAAAAUAUGAAAAUUAAUCUUAGUCUCUUAAUACUGACCAAUGAUACCCAGGGAUGUAAACAUACAUCCCGGGUUUAAGGUCCCAAGUUUUUGCAACAAAUUAUGAGCCCAUGACAAAUCAUUCCGAUACUUUUUCCAUAUUUAUUGAUUACAUUUAUUGGUACAUUUGCAGUGACACCUUAGUGGACUUCUUUAUAAACAUUUAACUAAAAGGAUGCAGGGAAAUCCUACAUGGACAAAUGAGCUCUUCUUGGUCUAAUCAGCUGAUUGGAGGCGUUAACUCAAGAUGUUAUCUUGAUCUUUAAUUAAAAAGGUGCUUCAAAAAUAUAGCAGUUUCAGGGUGCAGACACUUAUGCAGCAAGGUUUGCAAAUGUUUUUUUUUUUGGGUUGUUUUUGUUUGUUUUGUUUUGUUCAUUUUCUCCCUAACCUAUGUUUCUGUGUUAGCUACAGUGUACAUGUUGUACAUUCCAAAAGCCCUGCCUUUUUAAAUAGACCUAUAUACACUUUUGAACCCACUGUAUAUCCUUUCCUCAUAAAAGUAAAGUGCCAACAGGACAGUCGGAUUUGCACAAUAGUUUUUACCUGAUGAGCCAUCCUUCAUAUGUUAAAGGAGCACCAGUGCCUUUGAGCUACAAAUUAGUGUCUUUGAUAACUCCACAGGUGAGGAAAUGUAUCACAAACAAAUGUAUUUUAUUUCAACUUUAAAAAAAUGGCUUACAUUUUUCAGAUUUGUAUAAUGAUUGAUGAUUUUUCGGGAGAUAAAGUUUUUUCUGUUUGUGCAGUGUGCAGGUUGAUUCCAAAAUGAUCUAGCUAUCUUGAAUGUGACUAAAAUACAAAACUUGACAGAGUGUUGCCCUUAUUAUUGAGACAGAUUUGACACAUUAAGGUUUAGUGUCAUAUUUAUCUUGCAGAGAGAGAGCGAUAUUCACUGAUCCUGGAUUUUUAUGAAGUAGCUAGUCAGACUGGAAUCGAAGGACUGUGAAUCUCUGCUCUCCUUGUCUGACCAAAGUUGUUUACUGUUUGGUGCCUCACAACAAAAGUGCCAUAAUACUUAGAGACUAACUAUUUUUAUUGUGAAAGCAAAUGCAAGUUCGAUCAGCACUGUGCAUUAUAUUACUAAAGUAUAAGAAGUGAUCUACAAGUUGUUCAAAAUCCUUCCUUACCUGUUUAGGUGAGCUUUCUGGUUUUAGUUUCUACUCUAAAAAUAACAUAUUUUAUUACCCUUUAUAAACAGCUCUGCAUCACACUGUAUUUUCAAAUGAGUGGGUUGGCUAAAUGAUGCAUCAUUAUAAAGCAGACCAGAUUUUCUCAGCUUUUAAAAGAACGUCAAACUCUCCAGUGCAUUUUAGCAUUUUAAAUGCAUCAGCUUUUCAACAAAAUCAAUGUAAUGAGUUCUGCAACUCUAGACGUUUUCAUACAAUUUAGAGAAAUUGUAUGAAAACAUAGUUUGAAACUAGUUCACAGUUAAAGUGAUGACAUCCUUAGGAUUUUUCAGCUAGGAAUAGAUCUAACAUUUUUGCUGCCUUUAAUGUUAUGUCUAUGUGAAUGAGUGUGUUUGUGAAUGACAGGAUAGGUUUUUGUGUACGUUAUUGUAUUUCCUUGUAAAUGCUUUCAGCACUGUAGUGUAUUUAUAGCAUUCUUUCUAAACAAUGGUUGUAUAUUUUUGUCACAGUUUUUUUGUGUAUUUUCUUUGAGCACAGCUCUGUUUACUUGAAUAAAUAUGUCUACAAAGCAUAA
Molecule: messenger RNA, 4283 nt
Organism: Gambusia affinis (western mosquitofish)
Lineage: Eukaryota; Metazoa; Chordata; Actinopteri; Cyprinodontiformes; Poeciliidae
Gene: vat1l
Product: vesicle amine transport 1-like
Exons: 9
Coding region: 917-2158 (413 amino acids)
Molecular function (GO): oxidoreductase activity
Source: RefSeq, a predicted model, not a curated record